Iphiclides podalirius (scarce swallowtail) is the source of this 252-nucleotide messenger RNA. NCBI's taxonomy places the organism in Eukaryota, Metazoa, Arthropoda, Insecta, Lepidoptera, Papilionidae. The record is from the annotation of a GenBank genome assembly.
AUGUCAUUAAAAGUCGGUCUUAUAAUAACUGUACUGGUGUCGGGUCUUUUUCCGGAAACGCAGGGAAAAACUUGUGAAGGGAUUUUUUUCAUUUGUAGAAGUUUGUUGCAGACAGUUCAAGAGUACAAAGUAGCAUUAAAGGAUCAAAUGCAAAGCUUAAACGGAGCAGUAGAAAACAAGAAGGAAUUUAAGGGUCCAAAUUCCAGAAGUGUUGUAAGCCACGGAUCUCCAAGCAUCGUGGUUACUAUAGGU